AUGGGAUUAUGCAAAUGUCCCAGAAAGAAGGUCACGAAUCUGUUCUGUUUUGAGCACAGGGUAAACGUCUGCGAACACUGUUUGGUGGAGAACCAUCACGAUUGCGUCGUUCAAAGCUAUCUCCAGUGGCUAACUGACUGUGACUUCGACACGAAUUGCUCCCUGUGCGAAAAGCCUCUUGCUGAUGCUGAAACCAUCCGUCUUCAGUGCCUUCAUUUAUUUCACUGGUCAUGUCUUGACCAAUGGGCUCGACGAUUUCCAGCCACUACUGCACCAGCUGGAUAUUGUUGCCCAUUUUGCAGAGAGGCCUUAUUUCCUGCUGCAAAUCAAACUUCUCCAAUGAUAGAUGAGCUCCGAACUAAGCUUCAACAGGCUAAUUGGGCUCGAGCUGGGCUGGGGUUACCACUGCUCCCUGAAUUGAAUCCUCCUCUCAUGCUUCCUCAGCAGUACCCUCAUAUGGCUGGUUCCAAUAUGACGCAAACAACUCAGCGCGGUGUCACUGAUUUGGCCAAUGGUGGGCAGUUCACAACGCAUAUUCAUGAUGUUGCAGCGAAUAGAUCAAAUACAGCAACGCCCGAUGUAGCCCUGGAUAUGGAUGAAGUUGCAUAUUCCGGCAGCAAGGAACAAGUGACGUUCACGUUUCAUCUUGUGCGGAUUUUAGCACGUAAAAAGCAUGCCGGUUCUGAUUCCGACAUGCAGCCGCUCCUUUCAAGGGUUACUGAUCGAGAUGCUGACAGCGAACAAAAUAAGUACAAAAGAAGGCCAGCUAGGGAAUGGUUGAGAGGGAUCUGGAAAGCAAAGUAUGGAAAUGCGCCUCCAGCUCAGCUCGGCGGAUGUAAACGAGUGCUGCUCGUUUUCCUUUUCUUCGUUUUUGUUCUUGUGACUGUAAUUGUGGUGCUGACAAGAGUUGGCAUUGGAGCGGAGGAUGAUCCACUCCUCGAUCCCAUGAACAACCCAAAUAUCCGUGUUGCCGUUGAUGGUGUGGGAAACUCUAUUUAA
Messenger RNA from Haemonchus placei, 999 nucleotides. NCBI's taxonomy places the organism in Eukaryota, Metazoa, Nematoda, Chromadorea, Rhabditida, Trichostrongylidae. The record is from the annotation of a GenBank genome assembly.